AUGACUUCGCCAAUUAAAGAAAAUGAAGAAAAAUUGAGAAAUGUAAAAAUUGAAGGGGAAGAAGAAGAAGAGAAAAAGGAUGAAGCAAUGGAAGAGGAGAAAAAAGAGGAGGAUGAGCAACAUACGGGGGAAGAGGAUGAGGUAAUUGUUGAUGGUGCUGUACGUGGUCCAACCGAAGAAUCGGAGGAAUAUACAGAACAUGAAGGUGAUGGAUUCUAUGAGGAAGAAGGGGAAGAAGAGUCAAGUGAAAAUGGGCACAAACCUGAGGGACGUGCAUCUAAAUCUUUAGUUCAACUUACACAACGUUUUAUUGGAUUUUUACAUACUACCCCUGCUGGUUUGGUUGAUUUAAAUAAUGCGGCCGAUAAAUUAAAUGUGACACAAAAACGUCGAAUUUAUGACAUUACAAAUGUAUUGGAAGGGAUUGGAUUGAUUGAAAAACGUUCGAAAAACGUUAUUUAUUGGAAAGGUGGAAAGUUUCGAAAACCUGGAGGUUCAGUCGAAUUAUUGCCUGGGGAAGAAAGUAAAAUGUAUAAAUUAAAGUCAGAACUGACCGAUUUGGAAAGAGAAGAACGCUUAAUUGAUACACAUUUGCGGUGGAUGAGACAGAAGGGCGAUAGGAGCUUAUUACGAGUCCAGUCCUACCUCAAAAUCAUAACAAUUUUUUGUACCCCCUUAAUUUUUUUGUACCUUAGCAAAAUCAUAACAAUUUUUUGUAGUCUAACCUUUCAUGAACCUUGCGGUAGGUUGGGUUACACAGAAAAAAUUUUAAUUUAUAUUCAACAUGAAUUCUAA
Molecule: messenger RNA, 795 nt
Organism: Meloidogyne enterolobii
Lineage: Eukaryota; Metazoa; Nematoda; Chromadorea; Rhabditida; Meloidogynidae
Source: the annotation of a GenBank genome assembly